This is a messenger RNA of Cylicocyclus nassatus, 1807 nucleotides long. NCBI's taxonomy places the organism in Eukaryota, Metazoa, Nematoda, Chromadorea, Rhabditida, Strongylidae. The record is from the annotation of a GenBank genome assembly.
CAAAGGUGGUUGAUCUGCCUAUAGUCCUUCACAACUGGCAACUCAUUCUUGAUAAUCUCCUGUCCCAGCUUAAAGGCUUUCCACGAUUAUGGAAAUACUGGUUUUGGAGCGUUUCAAAUCUGUGUUUGCUAUCUGCAAAGCGAUUUUCUGGACAUGGACGUUUUUCGAUGAACACUAUGUCCUACAGAGUCGGAGGAAACACUCUCAAAGUUCCAGCAAAGCUCUUCGCUGAGAAUAGGUCCCGCCUCGUGGCUGCAUUGAAGGGAAAAGCACAACCCGGUAGUGUUGUCCUGCUACAAGGUGGAACAGAGAAAAACCGGUACAAUACAGAUGCAGAGGACUUACCCUUCAGACAGGAGUCUUACUUCUUCUGGGCAUUCGGUGUUCAUGAGAGCGAGUUUUUCGGUACGAUAGACGUCGAAUCUGGGAAAUCUUGCUUGUUUGCCCCUACACUGGAUCCUUCUUAUGCUAUCUGGGAUGGGAAGAUAAACAAUGCGGACUAUUUCAAAACCAAAUACGAGGUAGAUCAAGUAGUUUUUAACGGGGAGCAUGUCAUAUCUGAUUAUCUCAGCAAUCACAAUGCGAAGAAUCUUUUGUUACUUAGGGCUGAAAAUUCCGACAGCGGGGUUGUCCUAGAGCCUCCUACAUUCGCUGGCAAGGAAAAGUUUAACGUCGACGUAAAGUUGCUAUACCCUACAAUGGCCGAACUACGUGUCUUCAAAACAGAUAAAGAGUUGGAGGUGAUGAGAUACGCUUGUAAGAUCGCAUCAGAAGCUCAUAAGGCAACAAUGAAGGCCAUUCGUGCCGGGUUGUAUGAAUAUCAAAUGGAAAGUGUCUUCCGUCAUACAUCCUAUUACCAUGGUGGAUGUCGCCAUCUUGCGUACACCUGCAUUGCGGCAAGCGGUGCAAAUGGCUCAAUUCUUCAUUAUGGGCAUGCCAAUGCGCCGAAUGAUAAGCAAAUCAAAGACGGUGAUAUGUGUCUUUUUGAUAUGGGACCUGAGUAUGCAUGCUAUGCCUCUGAUGUCACAACAUCAUUUCCUGCUAAUGGGAAGUUCACAGAUAAGCAAAAGAUAGUUUAUAAUGCCGUACUUGAUGCGAAUCGUUCCGUAUUCAAAGCAGCAAAGCCAGGCGUACGCUGGACCGAUAUGCACAUGCUCGCUGAAAAAGUCAUUCUAACACAUUUGAAGAAUGCAGGGCUACUUACAGGAGACGUAGAUGCUAUGCUUGCUGCUCGAAUAGGAGCGGUAUUCAUGCCUCAUGGGCUUGGUCAUUUCCUUGGUCUUGAUGUGCAUGACUGUGGAGGUUACCUAGGGGAUGCUACACCACGUUCAAAACUUCCGGGACUGAGCUCUCUGCGAGUGACUCGAACUCUAAAGGAGAGAAUGGUCAUAACAAUUGAACCAGGUUGUUAUUUCAUUGACACCCUACUUGAUGCCGCUUUCAACAAUCCCGAGCAAGCCAAGUUCCUCGUAAAAGAUGAAAUCAACAAGUACCGGGGACAGGGUGGGGUGCGCAUAGAAGACGAUGUAGUGAUUUGGGAGAAGGGCACUGAAAAUAUGACCUUUGUUCCUCGAACUGUAGAAGAAAUUGAACACUUCAUGGCGUCUGAAGUGUUGAACGACUCCACCAUAUCCAAGAGCGUAUCCGAUCAUCUCAGCAAACACUAACUUGGAAACUACCGGACAUUACUUACCGAAUUCUGCUAAUAUUUGUAUUGUAAACAUGGUUUUUGCAAUAAUUUUGAAGUCUACUUUGGUCACUUGUGCCUCCAGAUGUCUGUGAUAAAGCUUUGUUGUAUUGAUACAAU